AUGGCCAAAACAAGUGGAUCUCAAGAUGAGAUCCAACUCAUAAAUGAUCAUACUGAUUUUGGUUAUUGGUACAAUGAAAUGAACAGUGAUGAUCAAUUUGUACGUUACAUGACAGAAAUUUACAAGAAACGACACCUGAAUAUUUACAUGAACAAACAACAAAAUACAAAAAUGAAUCAUCAUACACGUUUCAAUACCCAAUCAUCAGCAAAUCGACAACAAGUAACACGACAGUUACCACAGCUCAUGGACCAUCCAAUUACAUUCGACCAUAUUCAAGAAAUACAUUGCCGCCAUCACCACCAGAACCAGAUAUCAAAGACAUCUAUAACCGAGCGGGCUACACGUUCUAGUCCAUCAUCAACACCACGACGACCUCAUGAAAUUACACCAUCAGCUCCUCCACAAAUAUCAACAACAGUUAAAACAUUUCAUCUACCAACAGCACAUCUUAAAAGAGCAGUAGCGAAUAACUUACCGUGCUUUUGUAUAAAAUUUGAUAAUAAUAUAACUCAACGUAGUAUACCACCAGCCAUGAAAGUGGCAAGAUGGAUUCGUCAAAAAGUCCAACAACAAUCAUCUGAAUCAAUAGGAGACUUUUCUAUACUGAUACCUGUUGACACGGAUCGAUAUAAAUUUGGCGUAACAUCAAAAAAUGAUUUCUUAUUACUUUGGCACUGUAAGUGGCCAAAUGAAAUGGAUAACAUUGAUGUUGAAAUACAACAACCUCGUUCUCUACCUGAUUGUUGCGCACUAGUAGUGCGCUAUGCACUAACUGAUCUAUCCAAUGAAUUCGUUUAUCGAGAAAUUACUAAAUUAAUUAGCUCAGCAAGUUCCUACUCAAAAAUCAGCUACCAUCGAACCCGAUCAACAAAUGAUUAUAGAUUUUGUAUAGCCGAUACAAAUGAAUAUGAAGAAAUUUUCAAGAUCGGUCGUAUAGCAAUCGGACAUUUACUUCUUCCAAUAACUGCAUUUCUUCCUGAUCUAAAAUUGGCUUAUUGCUCAAACUGUUGGAUGAUUGGUCAUACUAAACCUGAAUGUAAAAUGAACCCUCGAUGUCGUAAAUGCUUAGAUAAUUGGGAGCUUAAUCAUCACUGCCAAAAGCCAAUAUUAUGUGCUCAAUGUGAAGAUCCACAUCUAUCAACAAGUAUCGAAUGUUCAGUGGUUUACAAUUAUCGCAUAACAUUAAAAGAUCAAGUUAAAAGAGCCAUUAAUGAUGGAUUAAUAAGUCAACCCAGCAUCAAUCAAAAAAGAUAA
Messenger RNA from Rotaria socialis, 1257 nucleotides. Lineage: Eukaryota; Metazoa; Rotifera; Eurotatoria; Philodinida; Philodinidae. The record is from the annotation of a GenBank genome assembly.